Molecule: messenger RNA, 1735 nt
Organism: Closterium sp. NIES-67
Lineage: Eukaryota; Viridiplantae; Streptophyta; Zygnematophyceae; Desmidiales; Closteriaceae
Source: the annotation of a GenBank genome assembly
CUUGCCAGACCCCGAACGCGACUACGUCAUCGAAGCUGACGCCAGCGACCAGGCAGUGGGAGCAUUCUUGAUGCAAGACCAGGGGAAUGGACUGCAACCAAUCGCCUAUCUCAGCAAGAAACUACACGAGGCAGAACUCAACUACCCGAUACAGGACAAGGAGGCCCUGGCUAUCAUCAUCGCCUUCAAAACGUGGAGAUGCUAUCUCGAAGGACGCAAGUCGACAGUCUACACCGACUAUUGCAGCCUAAAAUAUUUGAAGACGCAACCAAGCCUCUCCAGGCGACAGGUUCGGUGGAUCGACUUCCUCGAGAUGCACUUCCACUAUGACAUCGUGUAUUUGUCUGGCCAUAAAAACAAAGCCGAUGCUCUUAGCCGGCCUGCACACGUUGCCGCUAUCCAAGUUGAAGGGAUGAAUGCACUCCUCAAGGGACUCUUCACACACGGGUACACCAUCGACCCCGAAAUUCCCUUCGCAGAAAAGCGACAUCUGCUACAGUGGGACAACGCCAUCGCAUACCGGAAAAGAUCAACGAAGAUCUGGGUACCUAAUUACCCUCCAUUGCGCCAGUUACUACUCGAAGAAUACCACGACGUCCUGUACGUAAGACACUUCGGUAGCAACAAGACGCUCACCGGUAUCGCCAAACACUACUACUGGCCCCACAUGGUAGAUGACGUACAGAAAUUUGUCACCUCGUGCACUACAUGUCAGCGGAUGAAGAGCAGCAAGCAGAAAAAGGCGGGUCUACUAUUGCCUCUUCCUGUCCCAGAACAGCCAUGGCAAGUGGUCAGCCUAGACUUCAUCACCGGGCUACCAACUACCACAAGCGGUCAUGACACGAUCCUCGUCGUCAUUGACAAGUUCUCCAAAAUGGGACACUUCAUCCCGACACACACGACAGCACGCAUCGAGGAGACGGCACAACUCUUUGUUCGCUACAUCAUCUCACAACAUGGCAUUCCAACCACACUCAUCUCCGACCAAGACCCUAAGUUCACCAGCAAAUUCUGGAAAGAACUGAUGUCUCUGCUCGGGACCAAACUCGCCAUGUCAUCCGCCUACCAUCCACAGACAGAUGGACAGACCGAGCGCCUCAACCAAAUUGUGGAGCAACUCCUCCGCGCAGCCUGCAAGGACGAAAUCUCCAAAUGGGACUUGCAUCUGCCCGUCCUGGAGUUUGCCUACAACAAUGCUACUCACGCGGCUACUGGACAGACGUCGUUCUUCCUCUGUUACGGACGCCACCCACUCACACGUCAACAGCCAAACAUACCAGCCACAGUCCAACCCGCUCAUGAUUUCAUCAUGACUAUGCACAAACUAUGGGAUCGGACCCACAAGCGCCUUCUCGACAUUCAGCAACAACAGAAGCGCCAGGCCGAUUGCCACCGCACAGACCACACCAUCACCGUGGGAGAUCGAGUGCUGCUCAACACGCGCAAUCUUGACAUCAACCAUCUCCCAUCCAAAUUGCGACCUCGCUUCUGCGGGCCUUUUCUCGUUGAAGCACAGGUUACUCCUGUUACCUUCCGCUUACGUCUGCCAGCUACCUGGAAGAUUCACAAUGCCUUCCAUGUCCAACUCUUGAAGCCCUACCGAGAUCCCAACGCGAUCUUCUCUGGACGCCAACCGCCGCCGCCGCCGCCCGUCCUCGUCCAUGAUGAACCCAAGGAUGAGGUCGAGUCCGUGCUUGCUCACCGCCGUUGACGGAAUGGCAACGUGGAGCUUCUC